Molecule: messenger RNA, 2637 nt
Organism: Meloidogyne enterolobii
Lineage: Eukaryota; Metazoa; Nematoda; Chromadorea; Rhabditida; Meloidogynidae
Source: the annotation of a GenBank genome assembly
AUGGCUGAAAACAACGCUAAACGAACUUCUGGUGAAGGUGAAAGUCAACUUGAAUCAAAAGAGGCUCCAUAUGGUGCAGAAUAUGCCAAAAGUGGAAGAGCUACGUGUAAAGGAUGUAAAGAACCAAUUGAAAAGGGGGCAUUGAGAAUGUCUGUCCGUUUCCAAUCAAAAUUUUUUGACGGCUUUCAGGAUAAUUGGCACCAUUUUGAGUGUUUCUGGAAAAAGGCUCGUAAAAACGACAUUAAUGAAGUGUCAAUCCGUGGAUUAGAUUGGCUUAAAUGGGAAGAUCAAGAACUUAUUCGUCAACGCAUUAAUGAACUUGCAGCCUCCGGCGAUUCUGGCUACACACCUAAAACAGCAACAAUUAAAGUAGAACAUGCAAAAUCUGGCACAGGAAAAUGUUUUUCAUGCAAAGAGAAGAUUCCAAAGGAUGAACUUCGCAUUUCUGGCCGUUCUUCCUUUUAUCACGUUGAUUGUUUUCAUACAGCAAAUUCUGAUCAUAAAUUAUUUCAAAAAAGUGCAGAAGAAAUUGUUGGAUAUAACCAAUUGGAUGCUGAUGAAAAAUCAAAAUUGGAAAGACUUUUCCCAAAGCCUCAAUCUACCGGGCAAAAAAGAGAAUUUGAUAAUUCUGCUACCACUAGUGGAACUUCUAAUGAAACACCAGUGAUGAAGAAAGGAAAAACGGAAAAUGAUGAACUCAAGGCUGCUUUGAAGAAUCAAUCAGAUGUUUUAUGGAAAUUAAGAGAAGAAUUAAAGAAAAAUUUAAAUCAUGAGGAAAUGGAGGAACUUUUAGUUGCAAAUAAAAGCUACAAAUCAAAGAAAGGAGGUCCUGAAAGGAUGUUGGAUAAAUUGGUGGAUAUGAUUGCCUUUGGACCAGCACAACCAUGCCCUCAAUGCAACAAAACUUUGACUUAUUACACCGAUAUACAUGCCUAUCGUUGUUCUGGAAGUGUUACCGAAUAUACUCGCUGUCUUUAUACAACAAAGAAGCCUGGACGUACUCAAUUCCGCAUUCCAUCAGAUAUGAAAAAAGAAAAUAAAUAUUUGAAGAAAUUGAAAUCUCCUUUGCUUGAUGAGCGUGUUUAUCCAGCAGCUGCAUUUGAAGAAAAGCCUCUUAGCGGAUCUAAAGCAUUUGGUUAUCUCAAUUACGCUAGAAAUGAACAGGCAAAAUCUAAAGUAAAUGAAAAUAACAAUCAAAAAAUGGUCGUAAAAGGUGGAUAUGUUGUUGAUCCAAGAUGUGAUGUGGCAGAGACGACGCAUGUCUAUGUUGAUCCAAUUACAAAACAUCCGUGGCAAGUUAAUUUGUCAGCUGUUGACAUAACUACUGGAAAAAAUUCGUUUUACAAAUUGCAGAUAGUUAAAGACGAUAAAGGCUCAACAUUUUAUCUUUUCCGAGCUUGGGGAAGAGUAGGAACAACAAUUGGUGGGGUAAAAACUGAAGAUUAUGGAGAAGAUUUAGAAGCUUGUCAGAAGGAAUUUAAAUUUCAAUUCCAUGACAAAUGUUUUAAUACUUGGGAGGAUUAUGUUGAAGGAAAUUUUAAGAAAGCUCCGGCUGGAAUGGAUAUUUUGGAAAUGGACGAACAGAAAAAUGAUGAAAAAAAGACAAGAAAGCUUACAAUUAGCGUUGAAUCUUCUAAAUCAAAACUACCAAGAGAAAUAAAGGAGCUAAUUUCCUUGGUUUUUGACGUGAAAGCAAUGCAAAAUGCAAUGAUGGAAUUUGAGAUUGAUUUGGAAAAAAUGCCUUUGGGGCGCCUUUCAAAAAAUCACAUUCUUAAAGCUUACAAAGUUCUCAAAGAUUUGCAAUUUGCUUUGGAGAAACCAGAAGGUCCUUCAAAAAAUGAAGUUCUCGACUUUACAAAUCGUUUCUACACAUUAAUUCCUCAUGCGCUAGGAUUUGGCCCUCCUCCAUUUAUUAACAGUCACGAAAUUUUAAUUACAGAUCAAAAUGAAAUGGAAGAGAAUGGAACUAAAGAUAUUUUUGAUUUGCAUUAUUCUAAAUUAAAUUGUUGUAUGGAGGUUCUAGAUAAAAAAUCGGAGGAAUUUGGUUUAAUUAAUCGUUAUUUGGCAAAUACCCAUGCAUCGACUCACACAAUUAAAUUGGAAAUUAUUAAUGUACUUAAAAUUCAGCGUUUAAUGGAAGUAAAAAAUUUUAAAAAAGAAAUGGGCAAUCGUUAUUUGCUUUGGCAUGGAAGUCGUUUAACAAACUAUGCUGGAAUUUUGAGUCAAGGGUUGAGAAUUGCUCCACCCGAAGCUCCUGUAACAGGAUAUAUGUUUGGUAAAGGAAUAUAUUUUGCUGAUAUGGUUACAAAAUCAGCUAAUUAUUGUUACGCAAUGUCUGGGGAAGGAUUACUUUUGCUUUGUGAUGUUGCUUUGGGAGAAAUACAAGAAGAAGUUGAUGCUAAAGAUUUGAAAAAACCUAAAAGGGGGAAAAAUAGUGUUAAAGGUAUUGGCGGUACUUUCCCUAAUCCAAAAGAAAAUGUUCAAUUUGACGAAAUGACUAUUCCCUGUGGUAAACCAAUUAAUUCAGAAAAGAAAAAAUUGUCUCUUCUUUACAACGAAUAUAUUGUUUAUGAUGAAUCGCAAGUUCAAUUACGUUAUAUUGUUCGUGUUAAAUUUGACAGUGGAAAUUUGCUUUAA